CAUGAUCCAGUCUAUGAUAUACAUAGCAGAGGAUAUAUUGAUGAUCUUAUACAAGUACUAAUUCUGUACGAACUUUUUAAAAAUGCAGAGGAUACAAUGUCAAUGACUAAGGCAUUAGCUAAAAUGGUUCUAUCUGGAGAAGGGUUAGAUAGCAAAUAUCCUCUCCUACAGUUCGAUAAAACAAGGAGAUAUAAUGCUAUGUCAUUCUCUAAAUCAUUUGAGCCCAGUUUAUCUGAAGAAAUAGAGGAG
This is a messenger RNA of Funneliformis mosseae, 249 nucleotides long. The record is from the annotation of a GenBank genome assembly. NCBI's taxonomy places the organism in Eukaryota, Fungi, Glomeromycota, Glomeromycetes, Glomerales, Glomeraceae.